AUGACGCUUCAAAGCUACUGGCAGAACACAGCGCUUGUGCAACACUAUCGUGCCAUAAAAGCGGCACCACGAGUGACACUCACGAACAAAUGGCUCAUUCUUUCGGCCAUUCUCUUUGCAACGGGAGGCAUGCCUCUGACUUGGGAUCAGGCAUCUGCCGCGGUAGCACCUUCGCUCCCAGGCUUCCAAGAGCAUUUCCAUCUUGGGACAGGAAGCAGCGCAUUGAAGAUCCGCAACUUCAUCUCGAUCGUAUACAUCGGCGCUGGUUUCGGGGCGGCACUGGCGUUCCUUGUCAACGAUAGAUGGGGUAGACUCUGGGCCUUCCGCCUGUACGCUGUCAUCUGGAUCAUAGGUCAGAUGAUAGCCGUGUCGGCGCCGAAUCUCGCAGCAUUGUACGCGUCCAGGAUUGUCAGUGGCCUCGGCAUGGGAGCACUAACCACUGUUGGCCCAAUGGCGAUCACUGAAAUCUCACCUCCAGAGAUUCGUGGCCUUCUCACCGCCUGGUUCAACGUCGCGAUGGGCAUCGCUUCGACCUCGGCGGCAUUUUGUGUGCUCGGAGUCUACGAGCAUGUGCAGGCAUCACGGUUGCAGUAUCAGAUCGUAUGGUUCGCCCCAUGUACCUUUCUGGCAGCAGCAGUCGCCGCAAGUUUUUUCCUUUGCGAAAGUCCACGGUGGCUCUUUCUGGUUGGUCGGUCCGAGGAGGCCUCCCUCACCCUUGCGAAGCUUCGAGGCUUGCCUCUUGAGCAUCCACGGGUGCAGAGCGAGCUGUCUGAGAUCGAAAGCGCCAUCCGGAGGGAACGCAGUGAACAUGAAGAUGGCUUUGUGGGUAUCCUGAAGGAGACUUUUCUUGUUCCCGCAAAUUUGCGAAGAGUGGUGCAGAGUCUCGGGACUUAUGGCCUCGCACAGCUGUCAGGGGCAAACUCUAUCACGUCGUACUUUGUUCCGAUCUUGACGAUUGUUGGUGUUGGAGGAGGAACAGCGCGCAACAUGUUCCUGAGUGCCAUGUACACCUUCGCGAAGCUGUGGUUUGCCGUCAUCACAAGCUUCUUCUUCGUCGAUGCUCUGGGCAGAAGGAACUCGCUAUUUGUUGGGACUACCAUGCAGAUGAUAUCAGACAUUUAUCUGGGUGUCUUCGUCAAAUACCGGCAGCAGGGCCACGUCUCGAACGGCGCAUCGCAGGGCGCCAUUGCCUUCAUUUUCCUUCAUGGUUUUGGUUACGCAACAGGUACGUACAAUCCACCGGUGGACGUCACACUCAUAACGUUGAUCCGUUUAGGGCUGUACAUUCUGCCAUACGUGUUUGGAGCUGAACUAUGGCCAAAUCGUAUCCGAUCGUUCGGGAGCGCCUUGUCUCAGUCGUUUCACUGGUUCUUCAUUUUUGCUAUGGCCUAUGGCUCGCCUUCACUGCUGGCGCAGACCGACAACUGGGGAGCAUUUUUAUUUUUCGCGGGUUGGUGUUUCCUGUCAGCAGUAUACGUCUACUUCUGUGUGCCAGAAAUCGCCGGCAUGAGCGUGGAGGAGAUCGACUUUCUUUUCACGGGCUCCUGGCUCAACGCACACAAGCAGUCCAAGAAGCACAAAAGCUCGAUCCAGUCCGGUCUAGACAGUGAAGUAGUCGAUGACAGGAGGAUGUCAGAUCCGGAACAGUAUCUGGAAGUACCCACCAAGUCAGAGAAACCAGGCAAGACUAUGGCAGACACCACUAUCUACUUCGAUAUAUGUCUGUACGAAGAUCCGAUCUCGCGACGAAAACUACCUCGCAACUAUGUCGAGAACUUGGAACGGAAAUUGAACUAUGUUGAGACUCUGCUUCGACAACAACAGCUGGUCUACCAAACUCCAUCCGCGCCCGAGCUGCUGGCGGCCUCCAUUACCGCCAGCUCACCCGAGCCAACUACUCUUGAUGAUCACGAGAACCCUGAAGAUCUUCACGAUCUGGCAUCGAAAGUUGGGACACUAAGUCUUAACGCUGCGGGAGCCGAGCCGCAUUAUCUUGGAUCUUCAUCAACAUUCGCUUUCGCUCGUCUCAUCAAGCCCCUUCUCAGCCAGGUCGGGAAUUCUACUUUCCAGGGCGAACCCUCAGAAGCCGUUGAUCUGACUACGCCAGCCACUUGCCACUUGCCAGACCCUGCAACAGCUGUGAUACUAAGCAAUGCCUACUUCGAUAAUAUUCACAGCCAAUACCCAUUCCUUUACGAGGCGGACUUCAGGGAAUGGGAAUCAGCUAUCAUCCUAAAUGCCCAUGAGCCGAUCAUCGACUCUGCUCCAUAUUUCUUCCUCAACAUUGUCUAUGCUAUUGGUGCACUUCUGGUACCUCAAGUUGAGUACACCGCGGAGCGACUCUACGCCUCAGCUAUGUGUUAUAUUGAGCCCCUUCUCUCAACAGACACCAUGCUAAACAUCCAGGCCAUUCUGAAGUUAGCCGGCCUUGCAGUCCGACAAUGCGUUGACUUAGGGUACCACAGAGAUAUCCACAGAAAUCAGCCGGACAGUAUCAGAUCAGAGAUGCGCAAGCGCGUGUUCUGGUCUGCAUAUUCCAUGGAAUGCGCGUCUUGCAUUCAUCUAGGUCGACCCCUGAGCUUGCAUGUCAACGAGGUUGAUGCCGAGAUGCUUACAGACGCCGACGAUCAGUACAUCAGUACGGCCGGCCUGGCCGGACGGAGACGUUUCAGUAAAAGCGAUCCGCCAACAAAUGUAACACGAGCAGUGUUCUCGAUCCGUCUCAGGGCUUUGCAAGGUCGUAUACAUACAGCACUGUAUUCUGACACCCGCAAACACGGCUCACAAGGUGAACUCGACACCACGAUAGCGCAACUUCUUCAGGAUCUGGAGAUGUGGCAAGCUGAUCUGCCUGUUCUUCUCGGUCCUACAGGGCCAGCUUUGUCGCUUUUCAUGACUGACGACUGGGCUCUGCUGGUCUACAAUCAGGCCAAGCUGCAACUUCUACGUCCUCAGCUCACACGUCAUAAUGACAACAGCAGCAAGAUCGAGGUCAUCGAAACAUGCGUAGGACUCGCUGCUGAGCUUUGCCAUGCAUACCGCCGUCAGUACUUCGGAAAGCCAACGACGCACACAUGGGGAGCUUUGCAUGAACUCUUCCUUGCAGGCCUGACCUACGCGUACUGCAUCCGAAUAAGUCCUACGAUUCGAGGACGUCUUGGGUACCAGAGCAUCAGUAAGACAUGCACGGACUGCACGAUCACUUUCGUCAUCCUGGCUGAACGAUGGAAAGAUGCGGCACCAUACCGUGAUCUGUUCGAAGCAAUAUCGUCCAGCACAUUAGCAUUGGCAGCAUCACCGGCUUCAGCCGAUGCAGCGAGCCAGUCUCUGCAUGCGCCGGAUGAGGCCGGAACAGAUUUCUCAGAGAUGUUUGCUUCAUUCGCAGAUGAAGUCGACGCCCCGGCGCAGAUUGACUCGAUGCUUGAUGCUCUUUUGACCGAGUGGACUCAAUAUCACGACUGA
Molecule: messenger RNA, 3462 nt
Organism: Cyphellophora attinorum
Lineage: Eukaryota; Fungi; Ascomycota; Eurotiomycetes; Chaetothyriales; Cyphellophoraceae
Product: Quinate permease
Exons: 9
Coding region: 1-3462 (1153 amino acids)
Biological process (GO): DNA-templated transcription; transmembrane transport; carbohydrate transport
Cellular component (GO): membrane
Molecular function (GO): zinc ion binding; DNA binding; carbohydrate:proton symporter activity
Source: RefSeq, a predicted model, not a curated record